AAGCCACAAACCAUCUAAGCCAUUUCCCACGUGACCCCGUCUCAAUUCCUCCACCCGAUGGAGGGUAGAAUCGUCAUUCAUCACAUCAAUCGUCAAAUUCUCACACGACCCCAGAAGAAGACACAUCGCCUCUUCACCGGAGCCGAACCUGACACUUCCCUCCGCGUUCUUCCCUUUCGCCUUUUUUCCCCCAAAAUUAACCAGAUCUAACACAAAAAAAAAUUCUUAAAGAACCCUAAUUCCACCCCUCCCAUUUCGAAUCAUUUCAUCGAAUUCGCGGGUUCCUCUGUCGCAAUCUCUUGAUCGGUCGCGGUGCCAUUUGAGAAUACGGAGAGAGCUGAUUUAGGCAAGGAUGGGCGAUUUCAAUCUCGCCCUGAUAAUCGUCGCUAUAGUGGUGUGCGUCAUCGUCUUCAUCUUCAAUGUCUACCUUCUGGUCAAUUACCAGCACCCGGAUGACAAGAACCAAGCUUACUUCCCCAAAUUCGUGGUCGUUCUCGGCCUCUCCGUUGCCGUCAUCUCUAUACUGAUGCUGCCGGCCGACGUCGCCAACCGGCAGGCUUGUCGCCACGCGAUAUACAAUGGCGCCUGUAAUCUCACUUUGCCAAUGAAGGAUCUCUGGAUCGCUGUCUAUAUUAUCGACGCUUUGCUAGUCUUCUUCAUCAUCCCUUUCGCUAUGUUCUACUACGAAGGGGACCAGGACAAGACUGUGGGCAAGCGGAUUAAGAGCGCACUGAUGUGGGUGGUAACGACAGCUAUUGUGUGCGCGCUUCUGCUCGGCAUCUUAUAUGGGCUAGUUGGAAAGGUGGAUUUCACUGUUAGGCAUCUUUCCUCAACCACAACGAACUUUCCUACGUCUUGGAGUUUCUCAACGAGUCAACCAUGUAUCGGAAAUAAUGCUCGCCAGUGCUCUGCGUACCUUGCCAAUGCCGCUUCAGAGAAGACAUGGACUAUGCAAACUACAUUUCCGGAAUAUGUUGUUGCACUUGCUACAAUAGCUGGAUCUGUGCUUUUUUCGAUAUUUGGUGGAGUUGGCAUUGCGUGUUUGCCUCUGGGACUCAUUUUUUCAUUCAUCCGGCGACCAAAGGCUGUUAUCACUCGUUCACAGUAUAUUAAGGAAGCAACAGAGCUUGGUAAAAAAGCAAGAGAACUUAAGAAGGCAGCUGAUUCACUUCAUCAGGAAGAGAGAGGUGGUGCUAAGGGGAGAAAAUGGCGUAAAAAUGUUAAAGCAGUUGAAAAGGAGUUGCAUCAGUUGGAAGAAGAUGUAAACUUGCUUGAAGAGAUGUACCCUCAAGGAGAAAAGGCCGAGACUACUUGGGCUCUGACUAUACUUGGUUAUUUGGCAAAACUUGUAUUGGGAGUCUUGGGGUUGAUUGUCUCAGUGGCUUGGAUUGUGCAUAUUAUUAUAUAUCUACUGAUUGACCCUCCUCUUUCUCCUUUCCUCAACGAGGUUUUCAUUAAGCUGGACGAUGUGUGGGGUCUUCUUGGCACUGCAGCAUUUGCUUUCUUUUGCUUUUAUCUUCUUCUUGCUGUGGUGGCUGGUGCAAUGAUGCUGGGCCUCAGAUUGGUUUUCAUCACAAUCCAUCCCAUGAAGUGGGGUGGAACUCUCAUGAACUCAUUCCUUUUCAACGUGGGACUCAUUCUCCUGUGCUCGAUUAGGUUGGUGUCUUUAUCUACUAGAUUUGUCAUCCAGUUUUGUGCCACAGCUUUUGGGUAUUAUGCGCAAGCAACUGCGGCUCAAGAAAUUUUUGGCCACACUUUGCAAUCUCUGCGUGGCAUAAAAUAUCUAUACAAGUACAAUGUGUUCCAAAUCGCAUUCAUUGUUCUUGCGGGCUUGACUUUCGUAUAUUACACUGCCUUUGGAUGGAAAAGGAGAAAACCUAGUGGCAGGUUCCAGCUCUCGAGCUGAAGCAUGUUCUGAUAAUCAAUGCUGAGUGCUACGUUCGACUGGUCAGUGGAAUCUGUCCCUUUGUUUUCCGGCUUGGCGUUUUCCAUAUUCAUAUUCUGGUCUGCCUACUAGAGAAUCUGAGUGCUGAAGAGAGAUAUGCAGAAAUGGUCGGAAUUAGGUUGCGGGGGGUAGCUGUAGUAGAGGAUAUGAUGCCGGUAUCCAUGUUUAUCUGUUUUUCCCCCCGUCAUUUUGCUGCUGCCUUUUUGUUCAUGUUCUGCUGAUUUUGUAUGUAUUAUCAUUCUUUUGUAACGGAUAAUAUACAUGUUAUAUACGCUUGGUUUGGGGUAAUCACAUCUGGUAGGAACUUUAACUUAUCUUCUUUUGUAAUGUAACCCUGUCAAAACGGACAAAAAACGAGACUUGGAGACAGUUUGAGCUGAUUCACUUUUUUCCACUCCGAAUUGUCAUGAUUCUGCAAUC
Messenger RNA from Linum tenue, 2365 nucleotides. NCBI's taxonomy places the organism in Eukaryota, Viridiplantae, Streptophyta, Magnoliopsida, Malpighiales, Linaceae. The record is from the annotation of a GenBank genome assembly.